UUCUCCUCUUUCCUUAGCUCUUUCUAUCUGACCUCAGCAAUAAUGCAUAUGAACUUUCCAAGUAUCUUCUUUCAAAAAAGUGAGAAGACAAAUCCUUAUUCCCUUCCUACAAAUCCCAAAUACCCCAAACUUCUCUUUUCUUUCUUACUUGAAUUAAUUUCAAAUAAAAUGGAAGGAGACAGAAAGAGGGACUUUCAAAACCUUCACAAUGAACAAAAUGAUCUACCUUCUCAAACUAACCCUAAAAGAAUCUCCAGCAACUCUACUAUUCCUACAUCUGGGUUUGCUCUUCUUCUUCUUCUCUUUCUCCAACUUCUUCUCCUUUUUCUUCUCCUUCUUCUUCUUAAGGGUUUUCUGUGGUCAUUAAAUCAUGGGGUGUUUUUUGUUUUUCUUAGUUCUGAACCUGUGUCUGACAUUAUAGCUAAGAUUUUGUCCCAUCCAUUUUGGCCUCAAAUGGAAGCUUCUAUUCGUCGAGUGGUUACAGAGGAAUUCGAUAGCAAAUUUAAGUCUCACUUUCAUUUCCUUCCACCAAUUACAUCUCCAAGCAAUAUCCAAAGGAAGAAACGACCAAGUUUGAGUUAUGUUUUCUCAACCAAAUUGCUUCCACUAUUUUUACCAAGAAAGAGAUAGAAACGGGAAAUGGAGAUGUAUUACGCAUUGAUGUCAAUAAUUUCAAUGCCAUCGUCUCCGACGGUCCUUUGUCGAUGGCACAAAUUGAGGUCGUCGUCCUCGAUGGAGACUCAGAUGAGUUCAUCAACCAAAACAUUUUGUCUCAAAGGGAUGGGAAAAGACCAUUAAUUAUAGGAAAUGAUUUGAAACUUCAUCUCAAAAAUGGAGUUGGUUUCAUCAAGAGUUUGAGCUUUACUGACAAUUCAAGCUGGGUGGGAUCUAAACAAUUUCGAUUAGGAUUGAGAAUCGUGAAUGAGAAAAUUCUAGGCAAGUUUUCAAGAAUUAAAGAAGCUGUCUCUCAAAAAUUCAGAGUCUUGGAUCAUCGAGGAGAAGCGAACAAGAAGCAUCACCCUCCACAAAGGGAAGACGAUGUAUGGCGAUUGGAAGGAAUCAGAAGAAAUGGUGUUUAUCACAAAAUCUUGACUUCUCAAGGCAUUAAAACUGUUGAUGAUCUCUUAAAAACCAAUCUUGAAAAGGGUCCUCUUUACUUGACAAAGUUACUUAGUAAGAAUGUCUCAAACAAGAUGUAGAAUGCUUUGGAAUGUGUAACAAGAAAUGUCGAUCCUCUUGUCAACUUUGAUCGACGUUUUGAGGUUUGACGACUAAUUUCCUCUAUACACUUAAAGAUGUCGUCUGUUGGAUUGACUUUUGAAUACUUUAGAAAGUCAAUCCAAGCAAAUAUACUAAAAUGUUCAUAUUUUUCCGCUAAACCAUUUUUUUUUAGUUAUAGAAAGAUGCAAGAUUUGUUUGGAUUUGAAGGCAGGGGAAGUGAAGGUUUUGAAGGAAAUUUAGAGUAAGAGAGCAAAGGAAUUCAAAGGAUUGGAAUAAGUAAUUAGUUGCACAGAUAAUGUAACCGAGCUUUUACUAUUAUUCGUACAAUUUACGAUUUAUCCAUUGUUUAUGUAUAUCUAAUCUAAUCUAUACAUGUCAUUUAUGUUUUUUUUUUCCUUAUUUUAUUUUAUUCCAAU
Messenger RNA from Benincasa hispida (wax gourd), 1637 nucleotides. Its product is annotated as calmodulin-binding protein 60 B-like. The record is from RefSeq and is a predicted model, not a curated record. Gene Ontology annotation, cellular component: nucleus. Gene Ontology annotation, biological process: regulation of salicylic acid biosynthetic process. Gene Ontology annotation, molecular function: DNA-binding transcription factor activity; sequence-specific DNA binding; calmodulin binding. NCBI's taxonomy places the organism in Eukaryota, Viridiplantae, Streptophyta, Magnoliopsida, Cucurbitales, Cucurbitaceae.